Messenger RNA from Nannospalax galili (Upper Galilee mountains blind mole rat), 1849 nucleotides. RefSeq names its product MAP3K7 C-terminal like (gene Map3k7cl). The transcript is spliced from 5 exons. NCBI's taxonomy places the organism in Eukaryota, Metazoa, Chordata, Mammalia, Rodentia, Spalacidae. Bases 405 to 833 code for a protein of 142 amino acids. The record is from RefSeq and is a predicted model, not a curated record. Gene Ontology annotation, cellular component: nucleus; cytosol.
AACAUUUGGACUCUCUGCAACUUGCUGUUUAUCAAUGCUUCUGACAGGAGGAGGGCUUUUCUUUUGCUCCUGCUUUUUCUAGAAACAUGACAACAUCCUGGCCGUUGGAGUAGCACGGAAAGGAGAGAGGGGCUGUGGGGGGAAGCGGAACAGGGAGGUCCCGUGGGAUCGGACGCUGGGGUCUGGGGCAGAGCAGGUAGUAGCUUGUAGUGCGGACAGCUGUCUCUGCCCCUCAGAGCUUUACUGGCUGCUAUGCAGCAGGUGCAGACUGGUCUCUCUCUGAGUCUUGACUCCACAAACGCAACGACUGGCCAAGGCAGUGGCUGGCCCUGGAUUACACAAGUGCAGACUCUCAACUAAGUGAGCUGGAAGACCCAGGAGAAGGCCGGGCCUCAGGUGCCCACAUGAUCAGCACAGCCAGGGUACCUGCAGAUAAGCCAGUACGCAUUGCCUUUAGCCUCAAUGACGCCUCAGAUGAUACACCAUCCGAAGAUGCCAUUCCUUUGGUCUUUCCAGAGUUAGAUCAGCAGCUACAGCCUCUACCACCUUGUCAUGACUCCGUGGAAUCCAUGCAGGUGUUCAAACAGCACUGCCAGAUAGCAGAAGAAUACCAUGAAGUCAAAAAGGAGAUCGCCCUGCUGGAGGAGAGGAAAAAGGAGCUCAUUGCCAAACUGGACCAGGCAGAAAAGGAGAAGGCAGAUGCUGCUCAGCUGGUUCGGGAAUUCGAGGCUCUGACGGAGGAGAAUCGGACACUGAAGAUGGCGCAGUCGCAGUGUGUGGAACAACUGGAAAAGCUUAGAAUCCAGUAUCAGAAGAGGCAGGGGUCCUCCUAACCAGAACCAGACGUGAUUAAAUGUGAGCAUAAGACGUCGGCGACUGCUGUGCGUCAAAAAGAUUUGUAUUUUAAAGGGCUAGACUGUAUUUUAAAGAAUCUAUUGCUUCUCUUUAUCACCCACAUGGCUAAUGUCUAGGGUUUUACUGCUGCCUAGAUUCUAGCUUGAGAAAGGGAUAUUUUAUUUUAAGUGAGAUCGUUAAUGCAAAGUUAUUACCAGUAUAUAUUUUCAGAGAUCAGAGUUCUCAUCCAAAGAUAUAUCUAUAUCUGUAUCUAGAUAUAGAUAUAGAUAUAUCUAUAUAUUUCUUAUUUAGGAAGAUAUGAUCACAUUAUGCUUUAGAGUAGAAAGUAAUAAAAUCAGAAUGUCGACUGACCCCACUGAGAACCAUGAGCCAUAAAACAAAGCAGUAAGAUGCUCACUGUAGCUUCGUAGUUUCACAUCCGCAUUUUAAAAUCUCAUGCCUUUCAUAUUUCAAGUCUGCUCAACUACAAACCAUAGAAACUUCUCUGCACAUAUUUCUGUUCAAUAGAGUCAGAUGCAGUUUUUCAGUGAUUGGUCGUCUUAAGAAUAAAUGGUUGCAUAUCAUAAAAGCUUUCUCAUGAACAUAUUAGCAGAGAUCAUGUCUGUGUCGAAGGCUCAUUUGCCAGUGCUGACUUGCUGUUGUAAUAAAGAAUCACCCGAGGCUGUGCUUCCUUCGCUCGGUGUUAACACACAGUAAAUAUCUUUGCCCUGGCUUUGUGCAUCCUGGAGAUAUGGGUAUGGGGGAAGAGGAAAGGUAUCAUUUGGGUAUUAGUUUGAUGAGUUCCCAUAAAACAUCGUGAAAUUAUAUAACUAUUAUGUUGAUUUGGAUUGAUGAGAUGUUUUAGAUCAGUAAGAAUGAAUAGAAAUAUGUGAGUAAAUUAAGAAUUAAAAUGGUUUUCCUUUUGUUCCAGUUCUCACAUUUUCCCACAUUAUCUUUUUUCUUUGUCCAUUUCUAGUCAUGUAACUCCUUUUUCAUUAAACAUGGAUCAAAAGUG